Molecule: messenger RNA, 4046 nt
Organism: Linum tenue
Lineage: Eukaryota; Viridiplantae; Streptophyta; Magnoliopsida; Malpighiales; Linaceae
Source: the annotation of a GenBank genome assembly
CAUUUCCCCAUUCUUCCACUUCAUUCCCUUCUUCGUUCUUCCCUCCAAUCCUCCCGUUGGUUCCUGUCUCCGUCUCCAUCUGCAAUCUCCCAUUCAAUCGGCGGGGGAGAAAGCUUUAGAUCCAAGAAACCGACCUGAGCUCUCUCUCCUCAUCCUAAUCGGAUUCCUAGCCUUGUAAUUGCAUUCCCGAUUUCCGAAUUUAUCGUUAGCUUACAACCGAAGAUUAAAGGUGGAACGCGCGAACUCGCCGUCGUCGCAGCAGUUUAUGGACGGUGGCGGAGGAGGAGGCGGCCCGCGGUACGUCCACAUGCAGUCGGAGUCACCGCAACAUCCGCCGCUGGGGCAGGCCGCGCCGGCGUUGUCAUCGUCGUUCUUCUCGUUCCACGGCCCCGUCCCCGAACAAUCGCGGAUUUUCGAGGAGCUGCCCAGGGCUAUCAUCGUUCAGGUUUCGCGGUCUGAUGCCGGCGACAUUAGCCCCGUCCUUCUGUCUUACACCAUCGAGGUUCAAUACAAACAGUUUAAGUGGCAAUUGCUGAAGACGGCUGCGCAUGUUUUUUAUUUACACUUUGCGUUGAAGAAACGAGCAUUGUUCGAGGAACUUCAGGAGAAGCAGGAACAGGUUAAAGACUGGCUUCAAAAUCUAGGGAUGGGGGAGAAUACACAAGUGGUGGAGGGUGAUGAUGAUGACGAGGCAAUUCCGGUACAGCAACAGGAUGAAAGUUCUAAGAACAGAGAUGUCCCUUCGAGUGCUGCAUUGAAUGUGUUUCGUGCGCCGUCCUUGGGAAGACAGCAGUCCAUGUCGGAUAGAGCGAAGGUAUCAAUGCAGCAGUAUCUCAACCAUUUUUUGGGGAACAUGGAUAUUGUCAACUCUCGAGAGGUUUGCAAAUUUUUGGAGGUUUCUAAGCUGUCAUUUUGCCCUGAAUAUGGACCUAAGCUUAAAGAAGAUUAUAUUAUGGUGAAGCAUCUGCCAAAAAUUCCAACAAAUGAGGACAAUAGGAAAUGUUGUUCCUGCGGCUGGUUUAGCUGCUGUAAUGAUAAUUGGCAGAAGGUGUGGGCUGUCCUCAAGCCUGGAUUUUUGGCCCUGCUUGCUGAUCCUUUUGAUGCCAAACCCUUGGAUAUAAUCGUUUUCGAUGUACUACCAGCCUCUGAUGGGAAUGGUGAUGGCCGAGUGACACUUGCAACAGAAACAAAAGAACGCAAUCCUCUACGACAUACAUUUAAGGUCACAAGUGGCAACCGGAGCGUAAGGUUGAGAGUCAGAACUGGUGCAAGAAAUAAGGAUUGGGUUGCUGCAAUCAACGAUGCCGGACUAAGGCCUCCUGAGGGCUGGUGUCAUCCUCAUCGUUUUGGAUCGUUUGCUCCUCCCAGAGGAUUAUCUGAUGAUGGUAGUCAGGCUCAAUGGUUUAUAGAUGGAAGGGCAGCUUUUGAAGCUAUUGCUUCAGCUAUUGAGGAUGCUAAAUCAGAAAUAUUUAUUUGUGGCUGGUGGCUUUGCCCUGAACUCUACCUACGACGGCCAUUUCAAGAGCAUGCUUCUGCUAGGCUUGAUGCUUUGCUGGAUGCUAAAGCUAAGCAGGGUGUUCAGAUUUACAUUCUUAUGUACAAAGAGGUGGCUCUUGCUCUUAAAAUCAACAGUGUUUAUAGCAAGAAAAAACUCCUUAGCAUUCAUGAGAAUGUACGUGUGCUGCGCUAUCCUGACCACUUUUCUUGUGGAGUAUAUCUUUGGUCACACCAUGAAAAGCUUGUAAUUAUUGAUCACCAGAUUUGUUUUAUCGGAGGACUGGACUUGUGCUUUGGUCGAUAUGACACAAGCGAACACAAAGUGGGUGACUGCCCUCCUGUUAUGUGGCCUGGAAAAGAUUAUUAUAACCCAAGGGAAUCAGAACCAAAUUCCUGGGAAGAUACAAUGAAAGAUGAACUUGAUCGUACAAAGUAUCCUAGAAUGCCUUGGCAUGAUGUCCACUGUGCUUUAUGGGGGCCACCGUGUCGUGAUAUAGCUAGGCACUUUGUUCAGCGUUGGAACCAUGCAAAGAGAAGUAAAGCUCCAUACGAGGAAGCAAUCCCACUGCUUAUGCCUCAGCAGCACAUGGUUAUCCCGCACUAUAUGGGCAACACAUCUCCCAUGGAGGUCAAGAACAGACUAGCGGAUGAUAAUGGUAAAAUCCGGAGAGAUUCUUUCUCAGCUAGGUCGUCUUUACAAGAUAUCCCAUUGCUUUUACCUCAAGAACCAGAGGAACUUGAUGGUUCUAUUGGAGGUGGCCCCAAGUCCAAUGGAGUGGAAGCAGCAUCUCUUAAAGCCUCCAAUUCAUCACGGAAAGCCAAAGUAGCACCAUUAUCUCCAGACAUGCCUAUGAAAAGCUUUGUGGACGACCACGACCCUUCAGAUGUGAAAAUUUCUCCAGUUUUGUGGACGCAACCUGGUGGUAUUAGAUCCUCUGAUUUGGAGUGGUGGGAAACUCAAGAGAGAGGUGAUCAGAUUGGUUUUGGUGAUGAAGAAGGGGAGGUUGGCCCACGUGCAUCUUGCCAUUGUCAGGUUAUGAGGAGUGUAAGUCAGUGGUCUGCUGGAACAAGUCAAACUGAAGACAGCAUUCACAAUGCCUACUGUUCUCUUAUUGAGAAAGCAGAGCACUUUAUCUAUAUUGAGAAUCAAUUUUUCAUAUCAGGUCUUUCAGGAGACGACGUCAUAAAGAACAGGGUGCUAGAGUCAUUAUAUCGACGAAUAAUGAGAGCAUACAUAGACAAGAAGUGUUUCCGUGUCAUCAUUAUCAUACCGCUCAUCCCAGGUUUCCAGGGUGGUUUGGAUGAUGCUGGUGCUGCAUCUGUGAGAGCCAUAAUGCAUUGGCAGCAUCGAACCAUCUGCAAAGGACAACAUUCAGUAUUGCAUAAUCUUUAUGAGCUUCUCGGUCCUAGAACACAAGAUUACAUUUCCUUCUAUGGUCUUAGAUCCCAUGGUCGACUUUCAGAUGGCGGUCCAGUAGCCACUAGUCAGAUUGCCGUACUUAUCGAGGACAAGGAGUUGGUGGAUUCGUCGAUGGGAGGGAAGCCAUGGAAGGCCGGUAAAUUUUCUCAGAGCCUUCGUCUCUCACUUUGGUCCGAGCACCUAGGUCUUAAUGGUGCAGAGAUGAAACAAAUUCUUGACCCGGUGAUUGACACAACCUACAGAGACAUAUGGACGGCAACCGCAAGGACGAACACUGCUAUAUACCAAGACGUGUUCUCUUGCAUACCCAACGACCUAAUCCACUCCAGGGCGGCGCUCAGACACAGCUUGUCGUCGUGGAAGGAGAAGCUCGGCGGCCACACGACCAUCGAUCUAGGGAUAGCCCCCGAGACGCUGGAGUCUUACUUGAACGGCGACAUCCAGGGCACGAGCCCGUCGGAGAGGCUGGAAGCGGUCAGAGGGCACCUAGUCUCUUUCCCCUUGGACUUCAUGUGCAAGGAAGAUUUAAGACCCGUGUUCAACGAGAGCGAGUAUUAUGCUUCUCAAGUUUUCCAUUGAUUUUGACCACAUCACCCAUUAGGGUUCUCAAUACCCUGCGGUGCAAGGCAGCCCCCAGAUGGCGGUGGGCUUCAUUCGGGCUGUUUUUUGAGCCCGAAACACUCCUUUUUUUCACCUUUUGGUCCGUAGCCAUUCAUUGUCCUUUGAUUUCAGCCAUUUUUAUAUGUACACUUGAGAGAGAGAGAGAGAGAGUAACAGCAGCACAACACUACUAAUUAUAGGUCCAUACAUGUGAGAGUACCACGAUAGUUGUAUAGGCUUCACCAAAUACACAAACAUAUCCGAUUUUUCCCAUCAUUGCAAAAACAUUAUCUUUAUGGCAUUUGAGCACUAGAAGUCUAGAAGCGUGAAGCUAGAAUGUUUGAAUCAUGAUCGCCACAUUCGAGUUGAACUUGUUUGAUGCCCCCGUCAACAGUGACCUGUUCCCAACCUAGUUAACCGAUAAUGACACGUACGCUGAUUGACUUGCGACCUAAUCAUCCCAGCUCGAACAAGAUUCUACAUGUGAGUAAGACACCUCUAAACAACGAUCGAUGCAUCACUUGAUUCG